AUGGUCUAUUGUUAUCGGUCAGAUGCAAUCAGUCUCGUCGAGCCGGACGUCAGCAGCAGCGCUUCACCGGUUCAUGAUUUAGUGCACGGCCGCUUCGCUCCCUUCAGCUCCCGUCCCCCAAAGUCGGCCGACCCUUUGACGAAUGGUGGUAUUGACGCCAAGAUUUGUGCUGUCGCUGAGGGACGCCCGUCGCCAGAGACUGCCAAUUCGCCCGGAAACGCGCAGAAGUCGGCCGACUCGGGGACAAUGGCCGAGGAGUUGUCGUCCCUGUUGCCGCCACCGGAGAGUGUGCCGGGCGGAAGGAAGCGACCGCACAAACCGGCCUGGGCCAGGACGAAUGUGAAGAGACGAAGUGAGACGCUUUCGAGCCAAAUGAUGGACGACUGGAGCAGAGAUGAGUCUGAAAAAGAGGCAAGGGCAGACGAUGAUGAUGCUGAGAGUGAGGCUGUGGAGUGGAAUGAGAAAAGGAGAGGAUGUGAGAGUGAAGAGGACGAGGAAGAGGAGAGGAGAGAGCCGAGCAGAGAGGCUGAAGAAGAGGAGGAAACCGGCGAUUGGCAGCUUCCGGUCCAACUGAAAGGCUACUUUCGAGAUGGGCUCCUGCCCGAUGCAGAGACGUGGCAACGAAGCGCCGAACGACGUUUGCUCGAACAACCAUUGUCCGCCCUGGCGACCCGACUGGAGGUGGGCGAUGCCGACGAGAUGGACGGCGAUCCGGACUCGGACGUCGACCCGGCGGGUGAGAUUGAUUUGGAGUUGAGUCCCAGCGAAACCAUCCACUUACGUCAGGCCAGACCUCGACGAUCACGUACCACCUUCACCACCUACCAACUGCAUACGCUGGAGUCUGCGUUCGCCGUCAAUCAUUAUCCC
Molecule: messenger RNA, 870 nt
Organism: Protopolystoma xenopodis
Lineage: Eukaryota; Metazoa; Platyhelminthes; Monogenea; Polystomatidea; Polystomatidae
Source: the annotation of a GenBank genome assembly